AUGCUUUUAGUCAUCAUCUGCCUUUUUUCGAACACUCGCGAAUCUUCAAGAGAAUUUUUGACGGCUGCAAAUUCCCAGGGAAUGAGCGUAAAUGAGUUUGCCUACAUUCUCCCAUGGUUACAGGAUGGAGCAAAAGAUGUUUCACCUUGGAUUGGAUCCGAUGGAGCGAUAUUGCAAAAAGUCAAGGAUCAAUAUGCCAAUUCUAUUAUUUUUAUAGCAUUUAAUUUUACUCACGCCCAUCAUAAAAAUACAUACAAUACCAAAACGGAAUCGUUUCAGAUAGACGACGUGAACAGUUUCGACAAUUCGAUAAUUACUCCUUUCUUGGAUCGGAUAAAGGUUGCUGGUCUAACAGAAGCGGACGUAGACCUCGCAAAUAUCUACGGUUAUCUCUACCUCUUUGACGCCUUGAAACUUUAUGCCUUGACAGCAAAGAAAGUCAUGAACGAAACUGGAGAAGCAAGAAACCUAGUGAACGGUAGACUAAUGUGGAAUGCAAUGAGGAGAAUGAAAUAUGAAGGUAUGAAAAACUCUAAGGGUUCUCAUCGGCCAAAAAAUGUU
Cylicostephanus goldi is the source of this 561-nucleotide messenger RNA. Lineage: Eukaryota; Metazoa; Nematoda; Chromadorea; Rhabditida; Strongylidae. The record is from the annotation of a GenBank genome assembly.